This is a messenger RNA of Mya arenaria, 1054 nucleotides long. RefSeq lists its product as uncharacterized. NCBI's taxonomy places the organism in Eukaryota, Metazoa, Mollusca, Bivalvia, Myida, Myidae. The coding region runs from base 181 to 837 and encodes 218 amino acids. The transcript is spliced from 6 exons. The record is from RefSeq and is a predicted model, not a curated record.
AUUUUCUAUAAACCACUAUCAAAUGUAGACAUGGCAUGAAACUUGUGUCACUGAAUUCAAUAUCUUUUAAUACCUGGGAACAGUAGAUUUAUUGAAAGGCUUCUUCGCCUAGGCCUUGAACCUUGUGCCUCUAAACAAGUUUUGACCAGUGGCUUUGUUUUGUAUAUUCAAACCGCCGACAUGUCCAGGCCUGGCCCACGUGACAAGAAACCCGCAAAAACGACCAGCCUUCCGGACAGUGUUCUUCACGGCUCAGAUGAUGCAGACCGACAAAUGGGGUUUACGAAGGAGAUAUUGAAGGAAGCUAUUGACCAGUUACGUCCUGAGUUUCAGAAGCUGGCGAUGGACGCAGCGAAAAGCGCUCUUGACUCAAAGAUGAUCCGGGUCAAACAAUUGGAAGAAGAGGUUGCGGUCAAAGAAAACGAACUGAAACUUCUUAAAAAUGAAAAGAAACGCCUUCAAAAACAGCUAGAACAAACGACCACAUCUAAAUCUGAAACACAGGCUAAGAUUAAAACUGUAGAAGAGCAAAUACACGCCCUAGAAGGUGAAAUUGGUGGACUGCGAGCAAAACUGAAACAGACAGAGGAAGCGCUUCGUAGAGAAAGAGCAAAAGCCGUGGAUGCGGAGAGCAAGAGAAGUGGAGAGGAAGAGAAAUUGAGAAAAGAGAGUGAACAGGUGAAGAAAAAACUGAAUGAAGUGCAAGCAUAUAUGGGAAGAAAAUUGGCUAUGAAAAAUGUGAAUGAAAAAAAUGCAAGAGAUCGAGAGAGACAGUUGAUGGAGGAAAACGAACAGUUGAAACGAGAACUGGAGAGAUUGAAGAAGGAAAAACCUUAGUCUUUUUUGGUCGACCAACGAGCCAUGAGAAAGGAAAUUUCUGUUUUGUUCUGCGAUAUAAAAAACGCUUAGCACGAGAUAUUUCGUUUGGGAAUAUCGUUGCUCGUGUGACUUUUAUGCAGCUGUACGUGUAUUAAUGGUAUCUGUUCAAGGCGGAACUAUUUAUUGAUAAACUAUUUAAUGAAACAAUAAACCAUUUUAUACCGAUAUUUACCGA